Prunus avium (sweet cherry) is the source of this 1269-nucleotide messenger RNA. Its product is annotated as sec14 cytosolic factor. The record is from RefSeq and is a predicted model, not a curated record. Lineage: Eukaryota; Viridiplantae; Streptophyta; Magnoliopsida; Rosales; Rosaceae.
UCUCAGUUUCUCAACUGCCUUCAUUUAUAGUCCAUCUCUCUGAGUAGCCCUUUCUCCCCCUCUCUCUCUCUCUCUCUUGAUAUUUAUUAUGAAUUUGGAAAGCUGGGUCUUGUCGUAGUAAGUGGGAAGAAAAGGAAAGGAGGUUGCUUGAACAUAACAAGAAAGAAUUUUUGGUAAAAAAAGAAGAAGAAUUAUGGAGUCAUCCAAUGGGAAAGAGAGUGUGAUGAGCAUGGAAGUAAAUGAGGGGAUCGAAGAAGCAAACUUUGAAAGCAAUGAGAUUGAGAGGAACAAGAUGGGCAUCAUGAGAGCUCUUGUGGAAAGGGAAGAUCCCUCCUCCAAGGACGUGGAUGAUUUCAUGAUCCGGAGAUUUCUGCGGGCGCGUGAUCUGGAUAUUGAGAAGGCUUCUACCCUGUUCCUCAAGUAUCUGAGUUGGAGGAAGUCAUUUGUGCCAAAUGGUUCCAUCUCUGAGUCAGAGAUUCCAAGAGAGAUUGCUCAUAACAAGAUGUUUAUGCAAGGUCUGGACAAGACGGGACGCCCCAUCGUUGUUGUUUUUGGUGGGAGGCAUAAGCGCACCAAACUAGAGGAGUUCAAACGUUUUGUAGUCUAUAGCCUUGACAAAAUAAGUGCCAGAAUGCCAGCAGGCAAGGAAAAAUUUGUAUCCAUUGCAGAUCUUGAAGGAUGGGGAUACGUCAAUAGCGACAUUCGUGGAUACUUAGCAGCUCUGUCGAUCUUGCAGGAUUGCUACCCAGAAAGGCUUGGCAAGUUAUAUCUUGUUCAUGUGCCUUACAUUUUCAUGACGGCAUGGAAGAUGGUUUACCCAUUUAUUGACAACAAAACCAAGAAGAAGAUAGUUUUUGUUGAGAACAAAAAACUGAGCUCCACCCUGCUCAGUGAUAUUGAUGAGAGCCAACUCCCAGAUGCAUAUGGAGGCAAAUUGCCGUUAGUUCCUAUCCAAGACUGCUAGCUUUUUGGCUCAACUCUAGGCACUUGCCGAUUGAUAUUGGUUAAAGGCGGCUCUCAGAUACACAUGGAUGCAAGCUCUCAUUACAUCCGAUCCAAGAUUGCUUUGCCUCUUAUGUUCUCCUACUUAUAGGCACAACCUGAUAUUUAGAGUUUACAAAACAACUAUCUAUAUUCUUCCCCAUUGGGCAUGUGCCAAUUGCAGGGGUCAUAUUUUGUUCUAAUAUUUGGUUCCAGCUACUUUUCUACCGCUUAGCUUGUUAUCCGUAUUAAAUUCUUAUAGUUCAAUUGCCCACAUCAUUGGACCUU